AUGGCCACAUGGGAAGACUUGGAGAAUGACUCUGAUGAUGAUGAUGAAGAAACCGAGACCAAGUCACAGACAUGUCUCAUGGCAGACCACAUAGAUCAGGCCGAAAACAGUUUUCUAAAAGAAAAAGUGAGAGAGGCCAAAACUGCUUGUGAUCUUGUUGAAGAAAAUAAGCAGUUAAGAGCCCAAGUUAGGAGCUGUGAAAGUAACCAUUGUGUUCUUGCAUAUGUGGACUGUUUUAAGCAAAAUGAAGAGUUUCUUAGAGAGGUUAAAAGACUUAAGGAAGACUUGGCCAAGUUUACACAAAGUUCCGAAACUGAAGGGUUCAUUCAGAAAAAAGAAGUUGGACCAUCAAAUUCACUAGAAGUAGAAGAUAUUGCUGACAUGUAUUUAGAUAAGCUGGUGGAACGGAGCUUGGUGCAAGUGGCAAGUAGGAGGAGUGAUGGGGGUGUGAAGACAUGUCGAGUCCAUGAUCUUCUUCGUGACCUAUGCAUUUCAGAGAGUAGGGAAAAUAAAUUUAUGGAAGUGUGCACAAAUUUGGAUGCUAUUAAGUGUAAUUCUCGUAGGAUGUCUCUCCAGUAUAGAGGAGAACUGAGGCUAACCGAAGAUACCCAAUCAUCUGCACGCUCUCUGCUUCUGUUUGGUGAAAGCACUUUCUGGGAGAAUGAAUCACAAGGGUGGAAACAGAUAAGGAAUGACUUCAAGUUGGCUCGUGUAUUGGACAUGAACCAAGUGUUGCUAUGUUUAUCACCUCGUGGAUUGAAGACAUUGAUCCAUCUAAGGUUUUUGAAAGUCACAGCAUCUUCUACAAGAAUUGGAAAUGAUGUUUUAGCUUCUCUAUGCAACCUUUGGAAUCUAGAAACGCUAUACUUAUGGAUUGAAGAGCCUAUUACUCUACCAAACAAAAUAUGGAAGCUCAAGUCACUCAGGCAUGUGUAUUUAGACAUUGAUGUUUACAGUUUAAAAAAAAUGUGGCAUAUAGGAGCAUCAAUAUCGAAGAUGAAAAUUGGAGAAACAAAGGUGGAGAAUCUUCAAACACUGAAUAACAUCUAUCUUAAUGCAAGAACAGCAAGCGUCCUAAAAAAGGGCAUGUUCCCCAACUUGACAAAAUUAACUUUGCGUAAAGGGCCGCCAGAAAAAGAAUUCUUAGAGAACAGUUUGCGGUGCCUAAACAAACUCCGAACGCUAAAGCUACUUUGCAUCGAGAAGCUUCCAUUAGAUCCGAAUGCGUAUCCUACAAAUCUUACCAAGAUUACCAUAGGAUACUUUCCUCAACUGGAUGCAAGAAUGAUAAAGACCCUGGGACGGCUAUCCAAACUGCAAAUCUUGAAACUCGUUGACGGAGGCAUAUAUGGCGAUGUUAAUUGCGUAGCUGGUGACUUCCCACAGCUUCAAGUACUACAUCUGAGUGAGGUUCAACUGGAUGGUAGAUGGAAGGUAGAGGAAGGAGCAAUGCCUCAGAUUCGAUAUUGCAACGACCCUCUCAUCCUUGACUUAGAGCGAUAA
Molecule: messenger RNA, 1503 nt
Organism: Arachis stenosperma
Lineage: Eukaryota; Viridiplantae; Streptophyta; Magnoliopsida; Fabales; Fabaceae
Product: putative late blight resistance protein homolog R1A-3
Exons: 3
Coding region: 1-1503 (500 amino acids)
Biological process (GO): defense response to other organism
Source: RefSeq, a predicted model, not a curated record